AUGUAUGAGAAUGUACGAGAAGAUUUCAAAGGGAAAGAAGCCCAUUGUAUAGCAGCUAUCCACAAUGCAUCCUGUAGAGGACCCCAUGCCAGACCAUGUGGAUAUGAUCUGAAGUCAGCAGCAGCCUAUGAAGAGCCCACACUGGAACAGAGUCCUGGCAGGAACUGUGGACUGUGGAGAGGAGCCCAAGAAGAAUCAGGGUUUCUGGCAGGAACUGUGGCGUGUGGGGGACCCACAAUGGAGCAGUCUGUUCCUGAAGGACUGUACUCUGCAGAAAGGACUUGUGCUGAAGUAGUUCUUCAAGAACUUCAGUCUGUGGGAAGGACUCACAUUGGCAAAGUUCAUGAAGGACUGUCUCCUGUGGAGACACACCAUGCUAGAGCAGAAGAGCGUUGUGUCUUAUGUCAGUCCUUAAUUCAUAGGGCUUUCAAGUUAGAAAUGAAGCAGAAAAAAGCAUCUGAUAAGAAAUAUGUUUCUCUCAGUUACUAUGAAAUUUUGUUUGCUUCUCUCAUUGCAGGUUUUGUGUGUAUUUGUGUUGGAUUGAUUGUACUUUCCUGGUUAUCAAUCCAGGAGUUAGAACGAGCUAAAGCAGAUGGGAAUACUCAUGGCUACAUGGGAACAUUUAAAAUACUCUCUGGGGCAUCAUUCACUCCUGCUUUGCAAAACAGAUCAUCAGCUGAUUUCAAAGUCCUUGCCUUUGAUGUUGAACAACUGAUACAAGAAGUUUUUCAAGCAAGUGAUCUGAAAAAUGAAUUUGAGAGAUGUGAAAUUUCCCAGUUCAAUGUUGUUGUGGUCUUCACCCUUUAUUUUAACUACAUGGUAACCGCUGAGAAAGUGAAAAAUGAGCUGGUUUUGGGUAUCAACUCAAAUAAAACUAGUCUUACUCAGACACUAAAAAUUGAUGUGAACAGCAUACAAGUCACAGAUUCAACAGAUCCCAUGAGUCUAACUACAAGCUCCCUCACACCAACUUCAGCUGAGUGUUUGCCACUUGCUGAACUUUGUGAUGAUGGUGUAACCUGCAUUAGAGAAGAGUUAUUUUGUGAUGGAGUCUUGGACUGCCCGGAUGGUUCAGAUGAAUCUGAAAAAAAAUGUGCUUCAGUUUGUGAUGGAAAAUUUAUGUUGACCGAUUCCUCUGGGUUUUUUCACUCCAUGAAUUAUCCAAAACCAUAUAAUGCAAAUAUCAUUUGCCAAUGGAUUAUACUGGUGCCUCAAGGGUUAUUCAUUAAACUGAACUUCACUUCCUUUGAAACGCAAAGAUAUGCAGACAAUUUAAAUAUUUUUGAAGGUAUAGGACAAAACAAGAUUUUAAGAGCUUCUCUGUCAGGCACUAAUCCUGAGACAAUUUACAUUUUUUCUCAUGAGGCUACAGCAGAGUUUAUAUCUGAUUAUUCUGAAAAUUACAGUGGCUUUAACGCAACGUACACUACAUUUAAUGCAAAUGAGCUGAACAAUUAUGAGAAAAUCAAUUGCACUUUUGAAGAAAGCAUUUGUUAUUGGAUACAAGAUUUAGAUGAUGAUUCAGACUGGGAGAGAAUUCAGGGUCCUACUUUUCCCCCUAUGAGUGGUCCUGAUUUUGAUCAUACGUUUGGCAACGCGUCAGGAUUUUAUAUUUCAACACCCACAGGGUAUGCAUUCGGAGAAGAGAGAGUCCGGAUACUGAGUCUGCCUUUGAACUCUUCAGAUUUAUCUUGUUUAAGCUUUUGGUAUUUCAUGUACGGUACUAAUGUUUAUUGUUUAAGAGUGAGCAUAAGUAAUGUGCAUGGUUUGGAAAAGAUCAUUUUCCAGAAAGAGGGAAACUAUGGGAACAACUGGAAUUAUGGACAAGUAACUUUAAAUGAAUCAUCUGAUUUUAAGGUUAUUUUUGAUGCCUUUAAAAGACCUGGUCUCAGUGAUAUUGCCAUGGAUGACAUUGGCCUGACAAAGGGGAAGUGUAAUGAUAGUAUUUAUGUAGAGCCGACUGAGAUUCCAGCUGUUACUACUGUCCCUUCAGUUCCCACUGACUGUGGAGGGCCAGUUGAACUCUGGGAGCCAAACAGUACCUUCAGCUCUGAAAACUUUCCAAACAAUUACCCUAAUCAAGCUUCUUGCGUGUGGUACUUAAAUGCUGAAAGUGGAAACAACAUUCAACUUCAUUUUCAGGUUUUUGAUCUGGAAAAUAUUUAUGAUGUAGUUGAAAUCAGAGAUGGCAGAGGACCAAAUUCCUUACUUUUGGCUGUAUAUACAGGACAAGACCCGUUGCCAGAUGUCUUCUCUACAACCAAUCAGAUGACAAUAAUCCUCCUUACGGACAAAUCUACAACAAAGAAGGGAUUUCUUGCAAACUUUACUACUGGCUACCAUCUAGGAGCUUGUGCAAUUGACGAGCACCAGUGUGGCAGUGGGGAUUGUAUACCAUUGCAUAACCUUUGUGACAACUUACCUCAGUGUGAAGAUGGCUCUGAUGAAGCAAAGUGCA
This is a messenger RNA of Nestor notabilis (Kea), 2458 nucleotides long. It is a transcript of the gene TMPRSS15, whose product is annotated as transmembrane protease, serine 15. Gene Ontology annotation, cellular component: membrane. The annotation marks the transcript as partial. NCBI's taxonomy places the organism in Eukaryota, Metazoa, Chordata, Aves, Psittaciformes, Psittacidae. Gene Ontology annotation, molecular function: protein binding. The record is from RefSeq and is a predicted model, not a curated record. The transcript is spliced from 19 exons.